GUCGCGUGGGUUGUGUUUUGUAGACAGCGAGAGUGCGAAACGAGUGCUCAGAAACUAGUGUGUGGCGUUUCUGACCGAUAUUUGACCAAGCACACGUCGUCGUCCCAAGACCCAGCCAGGAAAAAUUUCGAGGAAAAGCUUCCGGCACUGCAUUUAAAGUAGAAAGUGUCGAAGGCUGUCAUCGUCAGCGUCUCUCAGCGUCGUACAAGCUUUCGUUUUCCGUGGCUCUGUUGCCCGAGUGUUUCUAGGGAAGACGAACAGCAUAUAAAACGAUAAAAAACGGGGUAAAAAUCGGCUCACAAGUAUAACGGGGCCAGUUCCAAUGUGCGACCGCGUCAUCGCCAGACGUGAACAGCGAACCGAAGAGCAGCUGUAAAGUUGCGUUGAAUCAUUUCUGGCGGUUUUAAGUUUCUCUGCCUUGCUGCGUGAAAUUUACGCCGAAAUCAGUGCACACUCUUUUCCUAUGAAACGCACAAACACAUAGCAGACCGGGCAGAGUAGCACAGCUUUGUCUAGCUGCAGAAUACCGAACCGAGUGGGAAACCGAGGAAAACGCAAGGAAGCCCGUCCAAACUUAACCAAUAGAUCACAGUGAACCGUUGUGAAGUGCAAGCACCUAGCAGAGUGAAGCAAUUGAAUGAAAAUUAUCCUAAUAGCGGCGUCGUGAUUGUUUUGCGAAAAAUUGUCGAUACAAGUGAACACAAGGUGACAAGUAAGCCUGCUUAGAUCAUCUUUGGCGGGCAGCGUUUAUUCCCCGGGUUGGGUCUCCGGUAGUGUACGGCGGCAAAGCAAAGGUUGCAUCUCUGUCCGUUUGUUCCGUGAGUAAUUUCACGGUGAAGUUUCGGACACCACUGCACCACCGGAUUUCUACAAAAAAUGAACGGCUACACGGAUCUGCCUACUACCAUGGAAAAUAGCCGGAAUUGUUUGCGACGGAUCGCGCGCCACGAUGAUCAGGAGUUCUCGAACCAAAGUAUAUUGAACGCCAUGGAAAAAUUCGUCAGGAAUGUUAACACCAUGGACGAAACGAUACUGGUGCCCUGCCGGUUGAUGGAUCGAAAGGUCGGGGAUGCUACGGACACACUACCGGUUACGCCGAAAGCACAGCACUGUGGCGCUCACCAUGGCAAAAAGUCAAACCGUGCCUCGAUCCGGGAAGUGCUCAACACUUCCGAUCUCUUCCAGCUGUACAACACGCUGAAGCUGGUAAAGGUGGAUCUGCUGUGGGGCCGCCAAGACGCGGAAGACAGCGUCGACGAGUCGGCCGUCAUGGGCUGCAGCACGACCGCAUCGUCGAAAGUACACGACAAAGGUACCACGAAUGCCAGCAAUGCGAGCCUGCUUGCCAGGGAAGGGUCACCGGUGGGAAACGAAAAGACGGUCGACAGUAGCAUCACCGGAACACAGCCACCGGCCGGUGGUGGUACGCCAAAGGGACAUGCUCGCCGACCGAGCACCGUCUCGGUGGCGUCGUCCAACUCGGCGAGCACACUGAGCGAUUCCGACAGCGAAGCAUCGGCCGAGAACGAUUCCGGCAUCGAAUCGGAGGGUAAUCAGGAGCAGGACCGGAGUACCGAGUUGGCCAAGCAGUUUCGCACCCAUCUGCUCGGCCUGUACCGGUCGCUCGAACAGAUGAGUGAAGCGGCCAACUAUUUGACCACUCGGUACCAGAGUGACGUCGGCCCGGUCUAGGGUUUCUCGCGACUGUGCAGACGCAGAAACCCGGCAGCGU
Messenger RNA from Anopheles cruzii, 1732 nucleotides. RefSeq lists its product as uncharacterized. The transcript has 3 exons. Gene Ontology annotation, biological process: regulation of lipid biosynthetic process. The coding region runs from base 877 to 1692 and encodes 271 amino acids. Gene Ontology annotation, cellular component: cytosol. The record is from RefSeq and is a predicted model, not a curated record. Lineage: Eukaryota; Metazoa; Arthropoda; Insecta; Diptera; Culicidae.